Cuscuta campestris is the source of this 1068-nucleotide messenger RNA. NCBI's taxonomy places the organism in Eukaryota, Viridiplantae, Streptophyta, Magnoliopsida, Solanales, Convolvulaceae. The record is from the annotation of a GenBank genome assembly.
GAACAUAAAACCCGAGGUAGUCCGGUAAAAGUGACCGACUAGUUUAGUAGUAUUUCUAUUCUUCUUCAACCGUAUCCUUUUUCUCUGCCUUUUAGAAACCAUAUCCUUAAUCUAGGGCGCUUUGAUCCUGCUCGGUUCAAGCAAGCUUGAGCCGGGAGACUCUUAAAAAAAGAGCCUCUCUACUUUUAGUACUACUAAGAAAAUGGAGUCAUUUUCCACUGAUAUAGGAAGCAAAUCAAAGCCAUUCACUGAGUUUUUCAGGUUUACUGCGGGUGGUAGUGAAGAUGUGACUAAAAGUCUUGGGAACAAGCCAGCUACUCGUGCCAGGAAUCAGAGAGCUAAAACUCGUCUCCCCAACAAAUUCAACAAAGUUGAAGCAUGUAAUUUUGGGGAGAAAUGCCAUUUCGGCUAUGGCAACAGAAAGUGGGAGCAUAUGAGGCCUACAGGUGUGGGACAGGGGGAGGAUGAUCAUGGUGCGGAACCAUUUGUGUUUAAGCAUGGAACUAAAGCAAUUGUGAUUGAACCCUCCCAAGUUGAAGAAAUCAGCAGGUAUUCGAAGCACAUAUGUGAAGUGACCGGAGUGAAGUUUGCCAUUAAGGACUCACAGUAUGGUGAUCUCAAGAUCGUUGAACUAGAGGGCAGCUCGGAUCAAUUGAAGCAAGCAUUUAAUAUGCUUUAUGUUUUUUUAUUGGCCCUAUGGUAAAUAUGAAUAUGCUCUAUGAAAGUAUAUGAAUAUGCUCUAUUAUGUAUGACAAGGAUUUCAUCCUGAGUUGCUGGUUGUGUACACUAAAAAUCUAUAUAUUCAAACUUUUCUUAUUGUCUCCAUCUUCCAAAUCUUCUGAAUUGAUCUUGCAUGUGUGUGUGUGUGUACACACACACACUAGCAAGGAUCGCACUGUGUGCGAUGAGUGCCCCAGUUGAUGAGUACAUCUUCUCUAGUUGGUAUUGGCAAUGUAAUUGAGGUGAAUUCAACUGUAAUAGUUGCUAUAAACCCCUUCUGUUGAUUCAAUAUCUUCUGAUAUUUUAUUCUUUUUUGAUUGGACUGACAAAUAAAGGAAGGGAAAGUUU